Molecule: messenger RNA, 3030 nt
Organism: Spodoptera littoralis (African cotton leafworm)
Lineage: Eukaryota; Metazoa; Arthropoda; Insecta; Lepidoptera; Noctuidae
Source: the annotation of a GenBank genome assembly
AUGACUGUGGAUGUUAACGUAUUGAAAUUAAAGUCAUUUCGUGUGGUGCAAUUGCGAAACAGCACCAUGCGAUUUACCGGUGUCAUCGUUUUGGCGCUAGUCGCGUUUGCAUGGGCUGAUGGACCUCUACCAUUGGCCACUGAAGAUGUGGCAACCAUCAAAACUGCGACAGAUAGUAGUUACCGUCUACCUGAAGACUUGGACCCUAUCAGUUAUGAUAUAGAAGUAACUCCAUACUUCACUGAAGCUACCACUCCGCAAGGAAAAGAACAAUUUACUUUUGAUGGCACUGUCUACAUUGUUUUCGAUGUUCUCAAACCCAAUUUGAACUCUUUUGUUAUACAUGAAAAUGUAAAAUAUGUUUCGGCAGUAAGAUUAUUUAAGAAUGAGAAUGAUGAAAUCGUUAAUUUGCAACCUGGCCUAGGAUUUGUACGUGACCGACAAUACCAAUUUUUGAAAAUUAACCUAGCUACCGGCACUACUUUGGAAGUGGGAACGAAAUACAAACUGUUGGUUACCUACGUAGGUAACAUCAACGAAACUCCUCUCUCCAGGGGUGUUUUCAGAGGAAACUACAAAGAUGAAAACGGAGUUACACGUUGGUACCUGGCCACUCACCUUCAGCCCACUCAUUCUAGGCAGGCUUUCCCCAGCUUUGACGAGCCUGGAUUUAAGUCCACUUUCAAAAUUACCAUCAACAGGCCAGCUAGCUUCUCUGAAUCAUUCUCCAACAUGAAGUUGCAGUUAUCAAUACCGCAGGGAAACGAGCGCAUUAAAGAGAUCUUCGAAGUGACUCCAAGAAUGUCGGCUUACUUGGUGACAUUCCACGUCAGUGACGGGUUUAAAGUAAUUGCUGACAAUAAGGACAAUGAAAGGUCUUACAGAAUUCUCGCAAGAUCUAACGCUGAUGGUCAAGGAGAAUAUGCUUUGGAAAUAGGAACACCUAUAACCAACUGGCUUAGUGAAUAUCUAGAUAUCGAUUACUACACUAUGGCUCCGGGCAUUAAAAAUGACCAGAUUGCCUCACCGUACUGGGCUUCUGGAGCUACUGAAAACUGGGGAUUAGUGACUUACAGGGAACUUCGUCUGCUCUAUGAAGAGGGUGAAACAAAUGCUGCUGACAAGCUAUCUAUCGGUACUAUAACUGCUCACGAACUUGCCCACAAAUGGUUCGGUAACCUGAUCACCUGUAGAUGGUGGGACAAUGUCUGGAUCAACGAAGGUUUCGCUAGCUACUUCGAAUACUUCGCAAUGGAUGGCGCAUACCCCGAAUUGGAAUUGGCCGAUCAGUUUAACAUUAUGUACGUUCAAAGUGCACUGUCCGCUGACUCGGCAACUAGCACCAGAGCUUUACAGCAUACCGUCAAUAGCCCUUCUGAUGUCACUGGUCAUUUCACUGGCAUUAGCUACUCUAAAGGAGCCUCCUUCCUUCUCAUGUUGAAGCAUUUGGUAUCUGAAGAAACUUUCAAGAAGGCUUUAUACAACUUUUUGGAUGACAGAAAAUACCAACACGCCUUCCCAUCACAUCUUUUCGAUGCUUUUGCAAAAGCAUUAGCAGAUAAAUCGGAAGAAAGUAUUGCUCUGGAUAUCAGAUCGUUCAUGUCCUACUGGGUCUUUGAAGAAGGAUACCCUGUCCUCAAUGUUAAAGUCAACAGCGAAGCUAACACCAUCGAACUUGAACAGGACCGAUUCUUCAUCAGUCCAUCAGCGUCUCCCACACAACAAGUUUGGCCUCUACCAAUUACAUACACAACCCAAAGUAGCCCGAACUGGAACAAUCUCAGUCCUGUCAAAGUAAUGACUACGAAGACUGACACUCUCCAAAAUGUUGCAACUGGCGGCUGGGUUAUCUUCAAUGUGCAACAAAAGAAUAUCUACAGAGUGAACUACGACACGGAAACCUGGUUGAAGCUCGCAGAACAACUUCAAACUGAUCACAACGUUAUUCAUCAUUUAAACAGAGCUCAGAUUGUUGACGACGUUUUCGCACUCAUGCGAUCUGAAAGGUUGUCAUUACAAGUUGGCUUCCAAGUUCUGCAGUUCUUGAAGAAAGACACAAGCUUCUACGUCUGGUAUCCAGCAAUAUCCGGUUUUAACUGGUUGAGGAAUAGGCUCUUGCACACCGCGCAACUCCCUACCUUCGACCGUCUCCUCUACAGCUACCUCGACAACGUUAUCCAGGAUGUUGGCUUCGAUGUAGAUGCUAAUGAACACAUCACUAGAACUCUUAACAGAUUCUACUUACUCAACUUCGCCUGCAACAUCGGUCACCAAGAGUGCAUCAACAAUUCCGUGAACAGAUUUAAGAGUUACAAAUUCGGUGAUGUAGCCAGUGUCAAUCCUAACGUGAGACGUCAUACCUUCUGUGAGGGUCUCCGAGCUGGCAACUUUGAAGACUGGAGCUUCAUUGCCAAACGUCGUCAGGAGUCCAACAACCAGGCUGAUGAGGUGGCAAUGUUAAGAGCUUUAGGAUGUGCUACAAACGAUCAAGCUAGAAACGAAUACCUGAAAUUAAUCUUAACUGAAGACGUUAAGGCUCAAGAUCGAGUGAACGCCUUCACUUUCUUCUACAUGGGAGACUCAUCCAACGCUAAAUACGCUAUACCAUUCAUCAAGGCAAACGUGAAAGAAAUUGAAAAGGCGGUUGUUCUACCUGCGUGGUUCCAAAAUAUAUUCUCCAACAUUGCCGGCUACUUGGAUGAGGCAGGCUUAGUAGAAUACGAAACUAUGCUCUCUUUAAUCCAAGCAGAAUAUCCCUCUGCAUUUAACGCGGGGACUAGUGCAAUAUCUUCUGCUAGAGCGAAUAUCCAGUGGGGUAACGAUAAAGUUGCAGAGAUUAUAGCUAUAGCUGACGAUCAACUAACCACUACAACUACUACUACUACUACUACAACAACGCCAGAGCCUUCAUCUCCCAGUGAAGAAGAAGAACCAACGACUACACCAGAACCUGCUCCAGGCUCCGCCACAGUUGCUUUCCCAGCCACCAUAAUGCUUUUAUGGACAGCAUUAGCCAUCAUGCUGAAAUAG